CCCACUGCUUAAACCCGGAAGAAGGAAGAGAAAUCUCUAUUGCACUUGUUACUGUGUUGUAUCGAUAAAACUUCUCGAGCCAGAGGCCGUUUUUUUUUAGAUCUUCAGACUCACCUUGGGUAAAUAAGCAGUGCAAUGUCAGAAAGAGACGAGGAGACAUUUAAAUCUGUGAAGCUUGAGCAGCAUGAAGCUGAUUCACCCAACACAGUCCCCGAGGACCUUCAGUCCAACCCCAGUGCCCCGUCUUCAGCUGUCACUCACAGCACUGAGACUGAAGAGAAGACAUUGCCACCAGCAUCCAGCACUACAACCACCAAUGCAGAUCCAGGACAAAGGUGGACCACAGCAGUGAACCAGUUCAAGCUCAAGAGAUUCUUUGUCCUUCGGCCUGGGACUCUAGACAAUGCAAUUGAAGACGUCAAAUCGCUGGUAGACCAGAAGGUGGACGGUCCUGUCCUGAACGUUUGGCUGCUGGUUGAGAUUGAUCACUGGAACAAUGAAAAAGAGCGAUUGGUGUUGAUCACUGAGAAGUCUCUCCUCAUCUGCAAAUACGAUUUCAUCAUGCUAAACUGCGAGCAGAUCCAGAGAAUUCCACUUAAUCUCCUUGAUCGGAUCACCGAGGGUGCUUUUAUUUUCCCUCCUCGCUCCCUCCUCACGCGAGAGGGCGAGGGAAUGCGUGUGUUUUGGGACAAGCUCCGAGAGCCGUCAGUAACAUCACGCUGGAACCCUUUUGCCACUGACUACCCCUAUGCUACUCUGACAUACCACCCAGUUCACAAUGCUAAUGAGAAUAUGUCCAAAAUCUGUGAGCUUCAGAGUUUUAAGGAUCAGUUGACUGUUGCAGCACAGAAAGCCCACAGUCUAAAUCCUCUCCCAGGGAAAGCCAACGGUGUGAUGCUUCUGAGACAGCCCAUCCUCAUCGAAGCCUAUGUAGGCAUCAUGUCAACCCUUGGCAACCAGAACAAGCUGGGCUACUGCUUAGCAAGAGGCAACGUUGGUUUCUGAAUGGAAAUUCUGGUUCAAUUCCUUAACGCUUUUAUUGAUGUAAAAGUCAGUUCUAAAAAUAUUAUUUUUAACUGUCCUUAAUAAUGUUUAUUCUGUUUUUAUAUAUUUUUCCAAGCUAAGCAACUCCAAAGAUGUGAACAAAGCAAACAAUUUGAUAACUGCCACAUUUAAAUGAUCCACUUGCUGCAAACUAUUCAAUAAUAUGGUUUAGCUUUCGCUGUUAGAAUGUUUGACAACACAGUAUAUUUUGUCGAAAUGUUCUUUUUAAUAAUGAAAUUGUACGUUUUAUGUUUUAAGUGUAAUUUCUAUGAAAAAGUGUAUCAAGGGGGGAAAAUAUAGUCUUUGCUCUAAAUAAAUGCUUAUAAAACUACAUUGAUUUGAUUUUCAAAAUAAAGAAUAUUGUUGUACUAGA
Messenger RNA from Tachysurus vachellii, 1417 nucleotides. RefSeq names its product tumor protein p63 regulated 1 (gene tprg1). The transcript is spliced from 6 exons. NCBI's taxonomy places the organism in Eukaryota, Metazoa, Chordata, Actinopteri, Siluriformes, Bagridae. Gene Ontology annotation, cellular component: cytoplasm. The record is from RefSeq and is a predicted model, not a curated record. The coding region runs from base 136 to 1005 and encodes 289 amino acids.